This is a messenger RNA of Cryptotermes secundus, 1228 nucleotides long. It is a transcript of the gene SkpA, whose product is annotated as S-phase kinase-associated protein 1. Gene Ontology annotation, cellular component: nucleus; cytoplasm. The record is from RefSeq and is a predicted model, not a curated record. NCBI's taxonomy places the organism in Eukaryota, Metazoa, Arthropoda, Insecta, Blattodea, Kalotermitidae. Bases 152 to 640 code for a protein of 162 amino acids. Gene Ontology annotation, biological process: SCF-dependent proteasomal ubiquitin-dependent protein catabolic process. The transcript is spliced from 4 exons. Gene Ontology annotation, molecular function: cullin family protein binding.
UGGGCAUCUUGGGUAACUGGUCAGGCAAAAUCGGCUAUAUAGAGGCGAUACAGGCAUAGAAGUUCACUUUCUGUUUCCUCUCCGGUUGUAGUAGGUUUGAAAUAUUUCAAGCAGAUUUCUUCAGAUUUAAGGUAAGGUAUAGUAAAAAGAGAUGCCGAACAUUAAGUUACAGAGCUCAGAUGGGGAGGUUUUUGAAGUGGAUGUGGAAAUAGCCAAAUGUUCCGUUACCAUCAAAACCAUGUUGGAAGAUUUAGGUAUGGAUGAGGAUGAAGAAGAAGUGGUACCACUUCCCAAUGUAAACUCUGCUAUUUUGAAAAAAGUUAUUCAGUGGGCUACAUACCACAAAGAUGACCCUCCCCCACCAGAAGAUGAUGAGAACAAGGAGAAGCGAACAGAUGACAUCAGCAGCUGGGAUGCAGAUUUCCUUAAGGUUGAUCAAGGAACACUCUUUGAACUCAUAUUGGCUGCCAACUACCUGGACAUCAAAGGUCUGUUGGAUGUGACAUGCAAAACAGUAGCAAACAUGAUCAAAGGAAAGACACCCGAGGAGAUCCGAAAGACUUUCAACAUAAAGAAUGAUUUCACAGCUACUGAAGAAGAGCAAGUUCGCAAGGAGAAUGAGUGGUGUGAGGAGAAGUGAAAUGGUUCCUCUUGAAAUGGAAACUUAACUACCUUCAUGGUUCCAAAUGCCUGAGUAAUCCUUUCUUUAGGGCAUUUGAAAACUAUUACUGAAAAUGGUGACAUUACAAAACUUUUUUUUUUUCUUUUUAUCGUAAUUGUAGCUUGUGUGUUGGCCAAAUCCAAAGAGUCACUGAUAAUGGUCCACAAUACUCUUUGUUACGUCUGUAUACUCGUAUAUUUUAUGAUUAAUUACUAUAAGCACACUACACUAUCUUUAGUUACAUCUAUAUGCUCAUAGAUUUUAAGAUUAAUUAUUAUAAGCACUAAACUGUAAAUACAUCUGUUAGGUUACUUAUUUUGCACUAUGGUUAUAUGAUGGCUGAUUGUAUCUGCAACACUUUCACAAUUAGAUAAAUUGACAAAUUUUCCUAAAUUAAAAUGUUUUUAAAGUAUAUUAACUCAAUUAUGUUAUUAGAUAUUACUGACAGUAUAAAACGGUGGUAAGUUUGGUUAAAAUUGGAAGAUUAAAAAGACUUGUUAAAUUGUGAAUAAAUUGCUACACUGUAACAAACUUUCAAGUGUUUGAAAUAAAUUUUACUAUCAAUUA